Messenger RNA from Durio zibethinus, 2383 nucleotides. Its product is annotated as thaumatin-like protein 1. The record is from RefSeq and is a predicted model, not a curated record. Lineage: Eukaryota; Viridiplantae; Streptophyta; Magnoliopsida; Malvales; Malvaceae.
CCCUAUCAACGGGUAAAAAAGACCAAAGCUAAAACCGAAACAAAAGCCAACAGCCAAAGCCCCACAAACGCACACUCUUGAAGUCUCACUCCCGGUAUUCAGAAAGUAGAGUUCUUUAAUUUCUUCAAUAAUGGAUCGUCUUCAUCUCUCUUCCACCUUUCUUUCUCUCUUCUUUCUCUCUCUUUUCUCAGAAGUGAACCCAGCUUCUUUCAAGAUCGUCAACAAGUGCCGCCACACGAUCUGGCCUGGUUUUUUAUCGGGUGCCAAUACGGCUCAGCUUAACACCACCGGCUUCGUUCUUAAACCUGGCAACUCAAGAACCGUAACCAUACCCAGGUCGUGGUCCGGUCGACUAUGGGGUCGAACCCUUUGCGGCCUCGACUCCUCCGGUAAAUUCUUUUGCCUAAGUGGCGACUGUGGCUCUGGCCAAAUUGAAUGUUCCGGAAGUGGCGCUAAGCCACCAGCUACUCUCGCGGAAUUCACACUAAACGGUGCCGGGGGAUUAGAUUUUUAUGACGUCAGCUUAGUCGACGGCUACAAUUUGCCGAUGUUGGUCGUCGCCAAGGGAGGUAAAGGCGGGAACUGUAGCGCCACGGGUUGCUUAUUGGACCUCAAUGGCGCUUGCCCUACGGAGUUGCGUGUGGCGCGUCAGGAUGGUGGAGGCGUGGGGUGUAGGAGCGCGUGUGAAGCUUUCGGAGAUCCCCAAUACUGUUGCAGCGGGGCGUAUGGAACGCCUGACGCGUGUCGGCCAUCGGCUUACUCGUUGUUUUUCAAGCAUGCUUGCCCACGAGCGUAUAGCUAUGCGUAUGAUGAUGGUACGAGUACGUACACGUGUGCCGGCGCGGAUUACGCCAUCAUAUUUUGCCCGCCUCCUUACACCAGCCAAAAAGUGCUUGGUGCACGUAAAGAUGGUGCACUGCUACCACUUGUGAAUAAGAGUAUGAUAUACCUAUCAAGCUUACAUGCAAAUGGAGCUUCAUUAUCAGGUGUGCUCCAAGUGCAAUUUAUUGCCCGUGCGGCCUCUUCUGCCAUGGCUCUGUUCCUCUUUUGGCAACUUAUUUUACCUUUGUGACUAACAUUGGCCUGGACACUUCCAGGCAAGGAUUAGCAAGAUCUUGCUGAAGAGAGAACGUGCCAUCCUGAUCGCUGCUGUACCAGUUCUCUGCCUCACCCGAUGUUUAUUGCUGGACUAAAAUGAUUAGGCAACUUAAAAAUUCAGAUUGCCUACUGCUAUUGAGAUUUCACGUUUGCCAACAAAAAAUAUACAUAGCUAUCUCUCUAUGCUUAUCUUUUUUAUCUAUUGAUACACGGGUUCUAAAUUUUUACUGUCAAUCCAAUACAUGUAAGUUAUAGCAAGGUUGAAAUUCUGAGUAUCAGAAAUCGUUUUAUCACUUUAAUGAAAUUUGUUUCUUAGAACGGAUGAUUUUACAUUUUUAACUUGGAUGGCGGACGCAAUUCAAAUUCUUCUACGGAGAAUGAAACAAAAGAUUUGAGUGAAGAAAUAGACCCCAGUAGUCGGUGGGCUUCCUGCCCAUCUGGUCUGACCACACGUUUUAUUACUUCCCUGCUCAAGAGCUAUUGAAUGCCCAACUGGGUGCCGGGUUGCAGUGGAAUUUGACUGUUUGAUAGUAUAUCCAUGCAUGUUAAAUGGGAUAUGUAAAAGGAAUGGUCGAGGGGCAAAAAACUGGGAUGGGGUGUGGGGGACUUGAGUUGUUGAUCCUGAAGCUGAGCAAAUGAAUAUCUGACACUAAACUGAGUUCGUAUUCAAUAAUGGAAAGAGAUCCUAUCUCAUCCUUAAAGUUUAAACUGACAAGUGAAAAUGCCAUUAUCUCUAUCUCAAGUACUGUUUGCUCCCUGUGACUCUGUCUGUGAUGAGGAACCUGGCCUCACCCCACAUGGAGUUGGCUCCCCAUGCAAUUUGCUCACAUGUGCUGUAAGCAAGCAGUGACAAUAAUGGAAAUGGACCAGUGAACUGUUGGAUCCUUACAACUCUCAUCUUCAAGACUACCACAAGUAUUCCAAUGGGUCCAACGUUAUCCUUGCUUCAUUUAACACCAAAUAUGUCUGACAUACAAUUAACAAAACCACUACUCACUAUUAUAUUAUACGGGUUAGUUCCAUUAUGCUUAAAUUAACAUUUCUCAAGCCAAAGAAAGUGGAACUAUAGGCAUUUUGAAUCCACCACACUGGAAAGACACAAAGGAAAAAUAACGGACACUGUUAAAGGAUUUUUGGAUUCAAAUGGUAAAAUGAUUUUUUUUCUUGUUAGAGAUUAUCGGCAAACAACAAGUGGUAUUAUGUACAGUAUUAUAUCAACUCGAUUAUCUCAUCAACUUAUUUAAAGUUUUUUUUUUAAUACUUGAUUUAUCACUCCUUGAAAGGA